AUGUCGGACAAGGAAAACAAGGAAAAGCCCAAACUAGAUCUCGGCCUUCUCGAAGAAGAUGAUGAGUUUGAAGAGUUUCCCGCCGAAGACUGGACCGGAAACAAGGAGGAUGAGGAAGAACUAAGCGUUUGGGAAGACAACUGGGAUGAUGAUAAUGUGGAAGAUGAUUUCAAUCAGCAGCUGCGUGCACAGCUCGAGAAGCACAAGUGA
Messenger RNA from Anopheles marshallii, 210 nucleotides. It is a transcript of the gene Sem1, whose product is annotated as 26S proteasome complex subunit SEM1. The record is from RefSeq and is a predicted model, not a curated record. The transcript is spliced from 2 exons. The coding region runs from base 1 to 210 and encodes 69 amino acids. NCBI's taxonomy places the organism in Eukaryota, Metazoa, Arthropoda, Insecta, Diptera, Culicidae. Gene Ontology annotation, cellular component: proteasome complex; proteasome regulatory particle, lid subcomplex. Gene Ontology annotation, biological process: mRNA export from nucleus; proteasome assembly; double-strand break repair via homologous recombination.